Vombatus ursinus (common wombat) is the source of this 2125-nucleotide messenger RNA. RefSeq lists its product as uncharacterized. NCBI's taxonomy places the organism in Eukaryota, Metazoa, Chordata, Mammalia, Diprotodontia, Vombatidae. The record is from RefSeq and is a predicted model, not a curated record. The transcript has 5 exons. The coding region runs from base 1 to 1542 and encodes 513 amino acids. Gene Ontology annotation, cellular component: nucleus.
AUGUCUGGACGCUCUCCCACCUCUGCUCUGACCACUGACCUCCCCGGCCACCUUCUACAGGAAGCCUUCCCGGAUUCUAGCGUCUUUCCUGCAACCACGCCUGCCCCUCCCAAUCUCCUGCGGUCGUCGGCGCGGAGCGAUGGCGUUUCCGUGACGUCAUCGCCGCGCGCUGCCCGGACACCGGCUGGGAGCGCGCCGGCCGCGGCCACUGGGCGCGCGUGGGCUGCGCGGCGGGGCCCUCGUCGGCCACCCACGGAGGCCCGGAGCCGCACCCCCGAGGGAGGCCGUGUAGGGGACCCCUCGCUGGGCUUAACCGUCCUCGUUCUAGUCAUAUGCGACCCUCACGACCACCCUGGGAGGGUCACCAUGAUGACAUCCAAGCCAAAGAGAAUUAAGUUUUCUGAGGAAGAGAAGAUUGUGAUCUUGGAAGAGUUCAGCCUGCGGAAGGACAUCCUGAUCCCCAAGACUGGCCGCUACCGCAACACCACGGACCGGCAGCAAGCCUGGGAGGAGAUCACGAUGGCCGUGAACUCGCUGAACCCCCUUGUGCAGCGCACACCCGAAGAGGUCCGCAAAAAGUGGAAGAACAUGAUCCUUGACGCCCGCAAGGAGCUGGCCACCACGAAGCACCCCCUCCUCCGGCGGCGCCCCCAGGAGCGCCUCUUCCAUAACAUCUUUGCCCUCUUCAACAAGACAGGCUCUGAGCUCCCCGAGCCGCUGUACGGGGCGGGCCCCGGCUUUCGGACUAAAGGUCCCGCUAGCCCCUCAGGGCCUGCCUGCAAGGUGGAAGGCUUCCUGGACCCCGUCGUCCCCAACUUGGUGCUCCGGCCCCAGGGCGGUGGGAUCGAGCCCAGCCAGGAGAGGGAGGGUCUCUGUCAGAUUGAGAUGGGCAGAAAACUAGACUCUUGGCCUGAGGUCACAGGCAGGAGCCUCCUCCCACCCCCUGUGGAGGUUCAGGCCCGAUUCAAGGAGGACAGUCUAACUGAAGAUGCCUCCGACUAUGGGGAGAAGAGGCUGUUAGAUCCGCUGAAAGACUUGCCUUUGCACUGUGAGCCCGUGCCCCAGGUGCAUCCCGCCGCUGCCGGCGGGGCAGUGUCACCAGAGGGCCCAUCCGGGGACAUGCCCCACCUCUGCGCAAUGCCAGUGCCGGCAAGCCCGUCCCCAGACCCGGCUCUGACUUAUAAGAUUAAAUGCCCCGUCAGUCCUUUGCUAGACUGGCCCUGUUUGGGAGUGAGCUCGAGCCCCGUCACGCCCAGCGGCCGCAUGGACACUCUGAGCACGGAAGGGAUCCACACAGCCAUAAACGACAACGUGAGCGCCUCGGUGGUGACUGCGGAAGAGGAUUUGCUGCCAGGCCCCCGGCCCAGCGAGGAGGGGCUCCCAGAGAAGGAUACCGGGGAAUUGGCCAAGCAGAGCCGCCUCCAGACAGAGAUACUGGAGCUGCAAAAGGAGACACUGCAGCUGCAGAAAGAGAAGAUUCUCCUGGAAAAGGAGAAACUGGUCCUGGAGAUCGUCAAGCUGAGGCGGGAGCUGGGCACCUGAGCUGCCUGACCCUGCCUGCCUGCCUGCUGCCCACAGACAAACUCCUGAGGAGAAGAUCCUGGAGCCCGCCGCCUGCCCGUGCCCAGAGAGGCCUUCUCCUUCACAGGGCCCAUCUGGGCCCGCCCAGGCGAAGCCUCUGCCUCCUCCUCCUCCUCCUCCUCUGCUGUCACUCAGCAGUUACCGCCCUCUGGGGCAGGGGGGCAGGCUCCCUGUGGCUUGCUUCUGGGAAGAAGCCCCAGGAGUCCUGUUUGAGUUGGGCUGGGAAGGGUGUUAGAGGCUCCCAGCCCAGACUUUGCCCCACGGAGCUCCGCCUGGGCUGUGUGGGGUCAGAAAGCUGAAGCAAGAGCUCAGAGCCCCUUAGCAGGUGCCAGGGGGUGGGGAUGAGCGCAUGCCAGCACUCUGCCCCAGCUCAGGAGGUCCAGCGUUCAGGCCAGGCCUCCAGUGGCUGUAGGUCAAGUCGACAAGGACAUAUUUCUCAGAACCCUGUCUGUGUGCUAAGGGGACGGGCUGAUGGAUCCCUGUGCCAGGAGUCUGGGCCUCUUGGUGCUGCUGUCAGAGAAGUAAAAGCAUCCAGGUUUCCUCA